ACUGUCAUUAACUGACACUCCAAUUCGUUUGUGGUUUGUGUGUUGUUGUAAUUUGUAAAUAAAAUCAAGUUGUUUGGUUUUACUGAUAAUCACGAAUAAAGUGAAUUUUCUAACAGUGUUUGGUCGGUGCCUCCCUACGGUCCAAGUUUAGAUGACACUUGGACGCAAAUACCAGCAGUCUUCUGGGAAUGCUGGGGAUGCUCGUAAGGUGUAUACUAACCAGUCGAAGGCUGGGACUCUGUCUGGGUGCUCGUCUUCUAUAUCUUUGUGCGAUAUGAUCGAACCACCGGACUAUGAAGAAGUGUGCGAUCAGCUCAUGGGCGAGCGCGACCCGCUCGCCUACCCGUCCACCGACAUCGAGCUGCUCGUCGUGCCGCGCCGCAUCCGCACCGUCACGCACGUGCUGCCCGACGAGGACCUCACAAAAGCGCCGAUGUUCGUCCGCGACUGUAUCCGCAGUUACACAUCGGAUUACUCCGUGGUGGAGUACAAGCACCGGCAGUACUCGGGCUCGUCCUGCGGCCGCGAGCGCCAGAGCGAGCGCCUGGAGAAGCUCGCGGCCGGGCCCCGCCACCACUACGAGGUCGACGCGGACCCGGUCGCCGUGUCCACGGAGGAGCUGACGUCACAGCAGUUCGAGUCCCAACCAUCCAGCGGGCGUCAGUCCGUCGCGUCGAUCUCGUCGUCGUCGUCGUGCAACGAGACGCUGACGCCGCGCGGGUCGUGGGCUUCCCUGGACCUUAGAAGUUCCUCCUCCGACCCGCUCCUGCCGGACUUGUUUGAACGGCGGCCCCCGGAGCAAAUGGACGCAGCCAAUGAGGCUAAGAGGUUGGAGAACAGACAACCUGACCUCCUAGGCCUGUACACUCCGUACCUCGACGAGGAUGAGGCGGUAGAGAGAAGGCUCGCGGCUGAAAUGCCCAGCGAAGUCAUGGGCCACAGGAUCCUUGUCAACUGCCACCAGUUGAAGCUAGAACUCGACGUCGAACCUCUCUUCGCGUCAAUGGCUCUCUAUGACGCUAAAGAAAAGAAAAAACUAUCAGAAAACUUCUACUUCAACCUAAAUUCAGAAUGCACAAGACAAAUGUUAGCAGCGCACGUUCCACACGCGGACUUAUCAACGCUCAGUAGAAGUGCAGUAUUUGAUAUACUGAACCCUUCGGCCGAUGUAUUCUUGGUAGUGCGAGUCGAGAAAGUUCUGCAGGGAGAUGUCAAUGAAUGCGUGGAGCCUUAUAUCAAGGACGAUAAGAACCGCGAGAAAGUCCGCGCAAGCGCUCAAGCAGCGUGCACUCGUCUCGGCAAGUAUCGCAUGCCACUCGCCUGGAGCGCUGUAUCGCUGCCUAACAUUCUCAGCGGCGCCAAUAGUCUAGAAAGGGAGCAAGAUAAGGACAGCCUGUCGGCUAACGGCAAUACCAACAGCUUGGACUCCAAAGCAUCCUCCAGCAGCUUAGAACAGCUGCGUCUGCGCGUGUGCGAGAAGCCUCUCCUCGACCGCAAAGCAUCGUCCAGCAGCCUAGAACAGCUGCGUCGUCGCGCGGGCGAGGUGGGCGGUUCUUUGACUCGGAAGGGCAGCGUGGAGCGCCGCGCGCCGCCGCCCGGCGAUGAGCUGGCCGCCUGUCUCGACAGCUUCAAGCCCAUCGCCAUCACCGUCACCAGCUUCUUCAAACAGGAAACUGACAAGCUGCGCGACGAAGAUCUCUACAAGUUUUUGGCCGAAAUAAAGCGACCGAGCUCAGCGCCUAAGAAGCUCAAGUGCAUCCCUGGCACUCUCAAGAUUGAAGUGUGCCCGUGCCCUGAUGAAAUCAAGAACGGUCUGACGCCGGAGCUGGCUAAACUGAGCCCCUAUGGAGAUGAAAACGUCAGGCCAUGUAAAGAAAUCCUACCAUUCCCGUUGACGCCGACGCUCGUGCCUCACUACCAGUACCGAGCGCUGCUGUUCCUAUCCGUGCGAGACAUCAGCCUGGCUGCAUACACUUCUAGGACUGGGUCUGCGAGGAAUAUCACUGUGCGAGUGCAGCUAAUGGCAGGCGAGCAGCAAUCGGCAGCGCUGCCGGCCAUCUUCGGCCGCAGCUCGUGCCCCGAGUUCUCUACAGAGGCCUACACCACCGUGCUGUAUCACAACAAGUCGCCAUCCCUAUACGACGAGAUAAAACUAAAACUUCCCGCGGACUUAGGAGACCAGCACCACCUGCUGUUCACGUUUCUACACGUGGCGUGCCAGCGCAAGCCCGUCGCGCCCGGACAAGAGAAGAACGUAGAAACCGUCGUGGGAUACUCGUGGCUCCCCCUAUGUCGCAACGGCAAGCUGACGUGCGGCGAGUUCAACUUACCGGUGAUGCAGGAGGAGCCGCCUCCCAACUACUCGUACAUAUUCCCCGAUGUACUGCUGCCCGGGACGCGGUGGAUUGAUAAUCAUAAGCCGAUAUUCAGCAUUGCCUUGGAUGCGCACACGACUGUUCACCCGCUGGACGGGUACAUCGAACGGUUCGCAAUGGCGUGUGAGGCAGUGCAGGAGGGCAAUAUCCCGCCAAGAAUCGGACUUGCUAACAUGGAGGCUGAACUACGGGCCAGCAUAGCGGAGCUGCCAACAGCAAGCGUAGAAGCGCUGGCUGCAUAUCUACCGGUAGCACUGGACCGGCUGCUGCGGCUGCUGGCAGCGGCGCCGGCGCUGGCGGGCGCGCCGCUGAACAUCGCGCAGCAGGUGUUCACGUGCGUCGCGCAGCUGUUCAGCGAGGUCACGGUGCGUGUAAGCGUCUAA
Molecule: messenger RNA, 2758 nt
Organism: Ostrinia furnacalis (Asian corn borer)
Lineage: Eukaryota; Metazoa; Arthropoda; Insecta; Lepidoptera; Crambidae
Gene: Zir
Product: dedicator of cytokinesis
Exons: 17
Coding region: 152-2758 (868 amino acids)
Biological process (GO): positive regulation of GTPase activity; small GTPase-mediated signal transduction
Molecular function (GO): guanyl-nucleotide exchange factor activity
Source: RefSeq, a predicted model, not a curated record